ACCGCAUGGGUCGCUGGACGCCCGAGCUCGUCGAGGCCGUUGUGCUCUAUCUCGAGCGUCCACGUGACGUCCUUUUCGUUCUGGCGAGUUUACCGCAAGGUCUCUUGACGCUACCGCUGCAAUGCGUGGCCCAGCUUACCGAGAUGGCGGUCGUCGAUUGGCCCGACGUGCACCUGGACGAGUCAGCCAUUGACGCGCGCUCGCUCGACCUCCUCGCUGGAGCGCGUCGCCUCGCGCCAUCCAUCACUGUCAAUGUCCAAGCCGGUGACGCGUUCCAACAACUGGUGCCGCUUCUCGCGGGCUGCAUAACGCGCGUCCACAUCCCGUCGGCCGUACCUCUCCCGGCCGGUUUGAGCGUGCAGGCAGCGCUUGCUCAGUGCACUGCACUUCGUCACUUGUCGCUGCACGUUCCCAGCAAGCCGGACGCUGUAUCGUGGUUGGAGCCGCUUUUGCAGCGCCUCGCAGCGACCGAGACGCUAUCGACCCUCGACCUUCGAUUUGGCAGGGACACGAUUCCGUUGAUCCAGUCGUGCGUCUUUGCGCACGUCGCCCACUGGCUGCAGGAAGCGCUCUGGUCUGCGCUCGGCGGCAGUCCUUUCUUGACAGACCUCGUGCUCGAGAGUCCUCGGCUUCUCGCUCGUCCAACUCCUGACUACCGCAUGCCACGGACCUUGCGCUUCCUUCAAUGGAAGGCUCUGCACGAGUGCAGUAUGGUACCGGUUGCAGCCAUCCUUCGGAGCGCGCCGAACCUCUCGUCGCUCGCUCUGUCGUGGGGGCAUCUGCCGCCGUCGCCGCUUGUCAUGGUUGUGCGGGACCUGCGAUGCUUGGUGUCGGUCUCGUUCUCAGGCAAUCGGCUCGGGUCCAAGGUCUUUCCGCCCGUUUUACAAGCCAUUGCCAACUUGCCGCUGCUCGAGACGCUGUGUUUGGCCGACAACCAGCUUGCCGACUCGGCCGUGCCGUACCUGCUCCGUGUACUCGCCGAGUGCUCUGUGCUGCGGACGCUGGACGUAUCCCAGAAUGCGAUUUCGGCGACGGGCCUCGCAAGCCUCCUGCCCGCGCUCGCCAAGAAGCCAACGCUGGCGCAGAUCAAGCUCGAAAACAACUGUUAUGUGCUGCGCAACCUCGCGCACAUCGCGCUAUGA
Molecule: messenger RNA, 1142 nt
Organism: Saprolegnia parasitica CBS 223.65
Lineage: Eukaryota; Oomycota; Saprolegniomycetes; Saprolegniales; Saprolegniaceae
Exons: 3
Coding region: 6-1142 (378 amino acids)
Source: RefSeq, a predicted model, not a curated record